This is a messenger RNA of Acomys russatus (golden spiny mouse), 3078 nucleotides long. RefSeq names its product nucleolar protein 4 like (gene Nol4l). The coding region runs from base 22 to 2061 and encodes 679 amino acids. The record is from RefSeq and is a predicted model, not a curated record. The transcript is spliced from 11 exons. NCBI's taxonomy places the organism in Eukaryota, Metazoa, Chordata, Mammalia, Rodentia, Muridae.
GGCGCCGGGCGCGGCGGGAGGAUGCCGAAGCCGACGCUGCUGCUGCGCGGGGGCUGGGAGCGCGAGCGCAGCCCCGGGGACUCGGAGCUGGGCCGCCAGUUCCGGGACUGGUGCCUGCGCACCUACGGCGACUCGGCCAAAACCAAGACGGUGACACGCAGCAAAUACCAGCGGAUCGCCGAGGUCCUGCAGGGCGGCGGCGGGACCGGCGCGGGCAGUGGCCCGGCGGCCGGCGAGAAAGGCAAGUUCCAGUUCUGGGUGCGCUCCAAGGGCUUCCGCCUGGGCAGCGGCCGGGAACCCAAGAUGGGCCAAGUGGUGUAUGUGCCGGUCAAGACGGGCUCGGGGGCAGAUGGCCUGUCGGAGCCCGAGGGCAUCUCUCUGAAACGGGUUGCUGUGGUGGAAGAUUUCUUUGACAUCAUCUACUCGAUGCACGUGGAGAGCUCUGCAGAGCCAGGCAAAGCCCCCAAGCAUGCUGGGCAGAAGAAAACCUACCGAGCGAUCGCGGAGACCUACGCCUUCCUCCCCAGAGAGGCUGUGACUCGGUUCCUCAUGAGCUGCACGGAAUGCCAGAAGAGGAUGCACUUUAACUCCAGCGGCCCGGAGCCCAAAGAGAACGAGCCUCCAUCCCCUCUGGUGUCUGGCAUUAUUGACUACAACAUGCCCCUCACCUCCACCUACUUGAAACAGAUGAAGCUGCGAGUGAUGAACUCUCAGGAGCAGGAUGAAACUUCUGUGAGUAGUGAAGAUUUUGAUAUGAAUGACUCCACAUGGAUGUCAGCUGACCCCCACCUGGCCUCCAGCCUGAGUCCCAGCCAGGAGGAAAGGAUGCGGAGCCCGCAGAACCUCCACAGCCAAGAGGAUGAUGACUCCUCCUCUGAAAGUGGCAGUGGCAACGGCUCUUCUACCCUGAACCCAUCCACUUCGAGCAGCACACAGGGCGACCCUGCCUUCCCUGAGAUGAAUGGCAACGGCGCUGCAGCCCCCAUGGACUUCACUGCUACUGCCGAGGAUCAGCCCAUCAACUUGUGUGAUAAGCUCCCACCCGGCACGGCUCUGGGCACACCGUCCUACCCCUCAGAUGGCUGCGCCACUGACGGGCUGCGGAGCCGAGUCAAAUAUGGGGUAAAGAGCACUCCUGAGUCUCCCCCUUACAGCUCUGGGAGCUAUGAUUCCAUCAAGACAGAAGUCAGUGGCUGUCCUGAGGACCUGACAGUGGGCCGGGCACCCACCGCAGACGAUGACGAUGAUGAUCACGAUGACCAUGAGGACAACGACAAGAUGAAUGACUCAGAAGGCAUGGACCCUGAGCGGCUCAAGGCCUUCAAUAUGUUUGUGCGGCUGUUUGUGGAUGAGAACCUGGACCGCAUGGUGCCCAUCUCCAAGCAGCCCAAGGAGAAGAUUCAGGCCAUCAUUGAGUCGUGCAGCCGGCAGUUCCCCGAGUUCCAGGAGAGGGCCCGCAAGCGCAUCCGCACAUACCUCAAGUCCUGUCGUCGCAUGAAGAAGAAUGGCAUGGAGAUGACGAGACCCACUCCUCCCCACCUGACCUCAGCCAUGGCAGAAAAUAUCCUAGCAGCUGCCUGUGAGAGUGAGACAAGGAAAGCAGCUAAAAGGAUGCGCCUGGAGAUCUACCAGUCCUCACAAGACGAACCCAUAGCCCUGGAUAAGCAGCACUCUCGGGACUCUACAGCCAUCACCCAUUCCCCCUACUCACUGCCAGCCUCUGCCUACUCCCAGGACCCUGUGUACGCCAAUGGUGGCCUCAGCUACAGCUACCGUGGCUAUGGGUCCUUGAGCAGCAACCUGCAGUCCUCUGCUUCCCUCCAGACAGGAAAUCACAGUAACGGGCCCACAGACCUCAGCAUGAAAGGUGGGGCCUCCACCCCCACCCCUCCCACCCCCACCUCUUCCAGCAACAGCACCAGCAGGACGAUGCCCACCGCCCAGCUCAGCCCCACGGAGAUAAGUGCUGUGCGGCAGCUCAUUGCCGGCUACCGAGAGUCUGCAGCCUUCCUGCUGCGUUCUGCGGAUGAACUGGAAAACCUCAUUUUACAGCAGAACUGACCCUGCUGGCCCCCAGAGUGCACGAUGCCCAGGGAAGGAGACUGUGCUAGCCUGGACCCAGCUUCCUGCCUCACCAGUUGGUACAUUGUUUUCUGAAAGAGGUGGGAUCCAAAAGAGCUGUUUCUAGCUGCACUCGGAGCAUCUGAGACUUUGGGCACAAGGACACUUUUUUUUUUUUUUUUUUUUUUUUUAUUUCACCACAUGGGUGCUCCGACCUGCUUGGAAAGAGGCCAAUGGGGCAGCUCUAAAAGGGUUGGGGCUCCCCUAACAAGGCACAGGGGCUGCAGCUCUAUUUAGAAUCACCUUCGUGGACCCUGAUGUUAGAAUCCCUCAAUAAUUACCUUUCAAGUCUUAGGUGAGCAGAAUUGCAUAUUUAUUGAGAAGAGCAAAAGUGGACCCUUUCUUCCUCUCCCCUUAGUAAUUUAUUUUUCUGAAAUGGAUUCUUUUGUGUUUGUACAGAUUGCCAGUUCUCUGUCUGUCUGAUCAGAAGGAUGUAUCCCUAACCCUAACAUUCCACAUCACUACACUGAUGUGGGCUGGGCCAGCAGAGCUAGGCGUCAGCUCGCUGUCCUGAGUGCACAGCACACCUUUGGGAAGGCCACCCACACUCCACUAGGCUGUCUUGCUGAAGAUCCCAGUGCUGUCACAGGGAUACUGCCAGGCACUGCCCAACAGGAGGACCUCACCCCCACACACUCACUGCAGACAAAAGCACCCACCCAUCCUACAGAGUCCCAGUCACACGGUCACCUGUAUUCUACCUCACACUCCAGCGUGGGCUUUUCCAGGAUGUGCUCCAAGCGUGUUCUGAAUGGCUGUCUCCCCAACUCCCACACAAUGUAUCUAUCUGCUGGGAGGUAAAUCAGACCCAGGGUCCAUGAGCUAGAGCCGAGAGGGACUUGGCCCUUAAAACCAGCAGCUUGCCAUUGCCUGGCUCUUGUAGACGCUUGACAGGAGAGUUCUGGGAGCUGGUCGAGGACCCAGGUCUGAUGGACACAGGCCCCAGACCCCAGAGAA